AAAUUAGAGAACGAAAUUGAGUUGUUUCAUUCUCUAUUUGCGUGUGGCUUUGGUGUGUGUGGCGUACUACGGUGAUUAUUGUAACAGGAAAUGAAACACUCAAAAUUCUCAAAACAAACCGAAACAAGCAAUGAGAGCAUAAUCAAAGAGUAAUUAACGUCGUUCAGGUAUUGGAAGCGUAUUUAGGACUCAACUCAUCUUCCACUGAUUGCAAAUAAGUUACGCUUGUUUUGUUUUCUCCGUCGUUCAUUCAAACUCAAUAAUCAAACCAAAGAAGGAAGGGAAGUUGAAGAGAAAUGUCAAUCAUGUUGUUUGGUUCAGAAGACAAGGAGAGAUAUUUUUGAAUUAAUUUAUUACGGUUGGUGUUUUAGCUGAAGAUGUCUCUGCGGAUAAAAGCUGUAGUGGAUAAAUUCGUUGAGGAGUUGAAGGAAGCAUUGGAUGCUGAUAUUCAGGAUAGGAUCAUGAAGGACAGAGAGAUGCAAAGUUACAUCCAAGAACGUGAGCGUGAGGUUGCUGAGCGUGAAGCUGCUUGGAAGGCUGAUCUUUCUCGUCGUGAGGCAGAGAUUGUUCGACAAGAAGCAAGGUUGAAGAUGGAGAGAGAUAAUCUUGAGAAAGAGAAAAGUGUCUUAAUGGGGACUGCAUCAAAUCAAGAUAACCAAGAUGGAGCUCUUGAAAUUACAGUUAGUGGUGAAAAAUACCGUUGCCUCAGAUUUCAAAAGAAAAAGUAAGACUUUGCCGGGAUGACAAAAUGGAAAAGUACUUUCUUCACUCCUCCCUUCCCCAAAAGAGGAAUGUUCCUGCCGAGGAAUCGCUUUGAAAUGCCUAACUCAACUAAUGUACCUCUAGGAACAUGAAUCGAAAUUUAAUUGUUUAGUUUUGGUUUAUUAUUCAUGUCAGAUUUGACAAAAGUGUUAAUACUUUCUCAGUUAAAUUCUUCUACGAUUUUUUCUGUGACGAUGUUAGUGACUUUGUUUA
This is a messenger RNA of Medicago truncatula (barrel medic), 975 nucleotides long. RefSeq lists its product as uncharacterized. The record is from RefSeq and is a predicted model, not a curated record. Bases 378 to 728 code for a protein of 116 amino acids. The transcript is spliced from 5 exons. NCBI's taxonomy places the organism in Eukaryota, Viridiplantae, Streptophyta, Magnoliopsida, Fabales, Fabaceae.